CAGUGUCAGUACAGGCAUUCUCGGACCCUCAGAGGAUUGUGUGGUUACAUUCACUCCUCUUCCCAAGGCCAUGAGAUUCACGGCUCUCCUCUUCUUGGCAGCUCUGGCUGGGAUCCUGGUCUGUGCCCAAAAUUCUACUCCGGUCCAGGAACCUGUGACCCCUAAAGCUAAUAAGACGACGACAUGUGUAGUGGAAUCUGCUUCACCCCAAAAGACAACCCAGGAGACUUCGGCAGUGACUCAGGAGAAAACCACCUUAGUAUUCAAACCCCUGCGACUCGGGAUAGGAAAAGGUCUUGGGGUAGAAAAAGGUCUCGAGCUAGCCAAAGGAGCCAGAGAAAAACUACGUGAAAAAUUUGAAGAUGGAAAGAAAUUAAUCGAAGGGGUGGGAAAAGGUCUCUGGGUAAGAAAAGUCUCAGGCUAGCCAAAAGAGCGGGAGAAAAACUACGUGAAAAAAUUAAAGUUGGGAAAAAAUGAAUCAAAGUCCUGCCCGGGUGGUGGGAGAGGGCAGGUCCCUUGUUCUCCGGUGACUCUAACCGCCGUCCCUCUGAUUUUGGUACGAGGCCCCUCCAGGGGCUCAGUGAGGCUGGGAAGCAGAAGAUGGAGCAGAGGAGGAAGGAAAGGGUGGAGCUGGUGCCUCCAAACUUCAAGCCUCAUUCUCCUCUCCACUAUACUCUAGAUGCAGCCGAAUUUGCACAAACCCUGAGGAAAAAAUUCACUUCUCCAAUAUUUUCACUCUGAGAAACUGAACAGAAUGGGUCUCUGGACUUACCGCCUUAAACAUGCUUGUAGCCUAGAGAGAUUAAACUGAAAGCAUUCAG
Vicugna pacos (alpaca) is the source of this 821-nucleotide messenger RNA. The record is from RefSeq and is a predicted model, not a curated record. NCBI's taxonomy places the organism in Eukaryota, Metazoa, Chordata, Mammalia, Artiodactyla, Camelidae.